AUGAACAAUACCGUUGAAUAUUCUAAAGCUUCUAAAGCUUCUCGCGAAGUUGCUGAAAUACGUGACGUACCGGAAUCACAUUAUGUAUGUCAGUGGUGGAUUCAACAGUUUCAAGGAGUAGAAAUCGAAAACAAUUGCAAGACGUUCUGUCAAUUUAAGAAAAAACAUCGUGAUCAGAUUAGAUGGAAUAAUGCAUUGUUACCAUUUCGACGUUCGGGUUUAUGGAUGACUAUCAAAGUAGCCUUUCAAACAAUUCUAACCAAACAUUUGGGAAACGUUGGUACUCUCGUUUAUAAAUUAUUAAUCACUCAUUUUCUUACACAUGUUAUUUUCAUGAGACCAAGUUCGACUGAUUUAUUAGUUCAUUGCAUUCGCAAAAUCGUACGACGAUUGGAUAAAAUUGAAGGUUUAAUUUCGUCUACAAAUUUGAAUGAUCUGAACAAAUGGGUCCAACAUACCAAACAAGAAAUACAAAUGAAGAUUGAUCAGAUUCUUCCAAAGCCCGAUUGGCAGAAACUUAUGCAGACUGAAGAAGAAACCAAUCAAAAACUGUUCAUGAAUAAGUUUAAACUAGACAAUUCUGACAUUUAUCAACAUUUGUGUCUAGAAUUAACAGCUUAUUUGAAUAAUCAGAAUUCGAACGAAACAUCUGGUCUUUUUUCAGGUGUCAAUAAUUAUGACGAUUUCACUAAUGUUAAUCAAACAGACCAUAUACCAUCUUAUGAUGUGCUAACAAAAAAAUGGAAUUAUACUAUUGGAAUAUCCUUGACACGUAUGGACAUUUGGGUUGAAUCAUGUUUAGAACAAUGGAUCAAUCAUCCAUCACUAUUCAUAAAUGGAAAGAAUCGUUUUGAAAUUUUAUUACGCUUCUAUGAAGAUUAUCAGAGCGUAGCACUCAAUCAUUAUUAUUCCGAAAAAGGUCCAACAGAUCCAAUGGGUUAUAGUCGAUUCAUUUUAACGUCUUUAACGAUUAUUCGUUCUAUGCACCGAAAGCUAUGUAGUGAUCCAAGAUUUGAGCGACUAAAACUACAUUCUAUUCAUAUUCCUAAUCUUAUGAAUCUGUUCGAAUUUUUGAUCUUACCAAAUCAAGAAGAUAUGAUUAGAGCGCGUAGUCUAUAUAAUUAUUUUAGUGAAUUCAAUCAAAAACAAUAUCCUGAUAUUUUAACAAAUAUAGAGUCUGAGAAUGCAUUUGGUGUAUAUUUCGCCAAUCAAAUACCGGGGAUGAACGAAAGUAUACGGGAAAUUAGGGCUCAGGCUGAACGAGAUAAACAACAAAAAAUAAUAGAAGUAAAUAAUGCCAAAGAAAGAUAUAGGCAACUUAUGAAUUCAAUAAGUGGUCGUUCUUGUCAAUGCUAUUACAAUGAAUAUAAUAAUUUUGAGACAUGUUACAGAUGUCGAAUUCAGCAACAAGCGAACGACAUUCAAGUACGCAUUUAUGAAUGUCCAUUACCAUUGAAACAAGAAAGGGCAUUAGCUGUUAUUUUUGAAUUACAAAUGCCCAUUGAAAUUAGAAAUUAUCGUGAUAUCAUCUGGCAAUUUGCGAAUCGUCCUAAUCCACACCCACAGCAUAAUAUGUAUGAAUGGUUAAGUGUCCCUCCUCAUGCCAGCAAACUAGGACCCUACUAUACUGGUCCAAAUAACACCAAAGUGAAAUUAGUAUCUCCCACUAAAUCUGUGACACAAACUCACUAUUCGUCUCCAUCAAUCGCUUCUGCAUCUGUCAACGACUUUUUAUACGAAAAUAGUCUUCAAGUUCAAAUCUCACCAACUAAACCAAUUAGUUUUGAAGAUGAAUGUCGUAUAUUAACGCCUCAGCUUGACCAUUCAGACUAUAAACAGUUACAGUUUACUGUAAAUACUACGCAAUUUGUGCAAAAUCACGUUAUUGCUAAACUGUCUGAUUGUCCACCACGACUAAAAUCCACACAAUUUGUGGAGUUCGGUUCAUUUCGAUCAGGACAUCGUUUACAAUGGUGGAAUCUCUUAACGAUUUUUGAAAUGGACUCCUUGUCCAUUGCUGAGGAAAGUGUUGUAAUAUUGAUUAUACAUUCGAUAUUACAAUAUGGUCCAUUGACAGCAGAUUCGAGGAUCUUGUCUAAUACUUGGUGUCCUGAAUCGCAUGAACAGUUAUUAGAAGAUCAUUUUGUCGAUGAAUUAGUCUCAAGAUUAGAUCAUCAUUUAGAUGAUUGUGAAUUGAAUUGGCAAAAUGAAUUGGUAUUAGUGGUCAUUACAAUGAUUACAAUGAGACUGUUAACUAUUUGCAAAUCAACAAGAGUAGACCAAACUGCUGAUUUAGCUAUGAAAUGUCGUAGAGUUGGUGAAAAAUGGAUUAAUCUUAUUACAGAAAGUAUUCAAACAAUAUCUUCAUCAGCUUUUCAUGAGAUGGAAAAACUUCGUCUUAAAAUGGUAAAUGUCGGCAUUUCUUGUCUCUUAACAUUUUCAACUCACAAAGGCCGAAUUAGUUGUUUAUUAUCAUCGAAUGAACAUAUCAUAUCCUUACUGAAAGCAGCAGCUACAGUUCACGAUAAUAUUAUUCUAAAUAAGAAUCAAUCUAAUAUGAGUAUUUUUAUGAAAAAUAUGAUGACACUUAGUGAACGUAUCUUAGUAAUGAUACAGCCAACACUUGCUGAGUUUCUUCAGAAAACGUCCUAUCAAAGUUUAAAUGAGUUUGCCGCGAUUUACUGGGCAGUUAUCAAAAGGAAAGGUAAUAUGAAUGGAGAAUGGCAAAAACGAAAAAAAGAUUCCCAUGAUGGAUGGUAUGAUUGUCGAUAUGAAUCGAAAUAUAUAUCAAUUGAUUGCAUCCGAGGAACGUUUCUAGUGGAUGAUAUGACCAUAGGAUUUUUACCUGAAAAAAUCACGACCAAUGAAUUAUUCGUACGCGUAUUUGGUUAUCAUAUUUUUGAAGCUCAAGCGGCUGAGGCACCUAACACUUACAUUACCAAACAUUUAUAUCAUGGUGAUGGAAGAGUUCAAUAUGAAUUUCAUUUCAAUGAUCAGACUAAUCGAUUGACAAUUAAUGAACGACACAUACACAAAGAUGAGAUGUUUCAAUUGAUUCCUCAUAAAUGUUUCCAGACUGAAUUACCGGAUACGUUUGUCUCCGAUCAUAGUCAUUGGUGGAAUGCAAAAGACCAAAUAGUCGAAUUUCGACCCGUUCAUUUUAAAGAUGCCGAUUUUUUAGAUAACAAACCUUACGUGCUAUCGUUAACGACCGGGCAUAUUACUACUACCGAAGCAAUUAAUAGACAAAUUUUAGUUAAUCAAUCAUCAACAUUCUUUGACAGUAUGUUCAACCGAUAUUUCAUUCGCCUCGACGAUAAGCCUUAUGUCUAUAUGAUGCGAGAUAACUCAUCUUCAACUGAUAUAAUCAUUCACAUUCGUUUAUCACGAUUAGGGAUUGCUUUCAAAUAUAACGGUAAUAGCAACAUCAUAACAUCUCGUGAAUAUUCAGACAUGUGUAUUGACGAAAAUCAAUGGUUGGGGACAUUAACGGGUUUGCAAUCUGGUCUUGUUUUGUCACCAUCAUCCGUAAAUAAUCAAAAACUGGAACAUUAUCCGUAUCGAAAAUUGAUCGUCCCUUUUGGACAGCUGCAUGCUCAAAAGACAUCAGACUAUACCCAUCAAACUGUAAUUAUACAACGAAUAUCCGAAUCGAAAGACUUUCUUCGUCAUUAUUUUGUUUUUAUUAUGAACGAUCGAUUGCGGAUUCUUCAAUCGACUGACAGUCCCACAGGAUGGCUAUAUUUAGCAUUAUUACAUGCCAUGACUUCUCAUCCCUUACCAGAUCAAUAUACUGGAAUGACUGGAAUGGAGCGUGCUUUCCAGUUAUUAAAUUCGGCCGGUUGUUGGUCUGAUCAACCUUUCGAUGCACUUUCUCUGAAUAUUUUAGCUCAAAUUGCUGCUAUUUCACCGAAGGUCAAUUACUACCCAGAACAUCUCACUUGUAUGGAAAAAAUAGAGUGGCAUUCGAAUGGUUUACCUUAUUCAAUGCAACAUUUCAGUUAUUAUUUGAUAGCAAAAAGAUUAAUUGAAACUAGUCAACAACUGAAUUUUAUGUAUACAACAUCUGUUGCCGCUGAGGUACCGAAAUUAUUUGAAGGAAAAUUAUAUAAUGAAAGAUUGUUGAAAAAACUCUAUUGGGAUUAUCGAGAUUCGUACAAUCCUUUAGCUAGAUUAUCUACACAGAUGGAAGCAGAUAUUCCACGUUAUAAAAAAUCAUAUCAGUCGCCUGUAGAGCAUUGCUCGCACGAGACGAACUACGGUGUUGUUCGUCUCGUAGAUGAUCUAUAUAAUAAUGGAAAUGUCAGUCUUAAAGACUGUUCGAAACAACACUGGUUACCUUUGUCUCAAUGGCUAACUGAUGAAAAUCAACUGAAAACUACUUGGAUUGGUUUAUUAAAAAUGGUUGAUUAUCUCAAGACAUCGACCACUGAUAACAGAAGAGACGAAAUCAAACGAUUUGAAAUGUUAAUAGACUUUCUUCAUUAUAUCUUCAACAAACUUCAAAUUAAACCGUUUUAUUUACAAAUGCUAAAAACAGCAUUGAAAAUGCCUACUAUAUUAUCGACAUUUGUUACAUUUCCUCAAUUUAUUUGUUACCAAAACAUUGAAGAAAUUUCUGUUGUACGAGGACGUAUCAACUUAUCAAGUUACUACAAUUCAUACAAACGAAAUCAAAUUAUAGCACAAAUCGAGAAUUGUUUCUGGACAGAUUCGAAUUAUGAAGAUAGAAAUGAAUUGACAACAUCUACUGAAAAAGCUCAGAUCAACCAGUUAUUAAAGUUUUGGCAAAAUAAUAGAAAACUUCGAUCUUUUUUAGAAUCCGUUCAAAGUCGCAUCUGUUCUGUUACAAUAGAAAAGUUCGAUAUCAAAAUAUCAUAUUAUCCUCAGCAAUUUGCCCUCGAAUUAUUCCAAGAUCACCAUCGAAUACAAAUCAGAUCUGCUAACAAAUCAAUUGAUCAAGAACUAUUACGAAGUACAGAACAAAAAUUUCAUCAUUCUUAUUCAGGACAUUUUAAUAAACCAACAGUAUCUGCUCAAACUGCGGAUCAAAAGAAUGCAUUUCCACAAGCAAUUUUUCCUUCCAUCAACAAUCAAGAUAAUCCUCUCAGUGAAAUUACCAAUUAUUUUCAAAAUCAAUUAGCUGAAAGUUGGAACAAACUUCUGUUAGAUAAACACACUCAAAAAGAAGAUCCUUCAAUUGAAGAAAUUGCCGAAUUUCUCAAGUCUUUACAAGAGGAAUCUACAAAGUUCUGGAAUGAAUUCGUCGAACCCAUCAGAUUAUCUAAUGAACGAUUAUUUAACAUAGGCUUAGUAACAAGAAUUACACCAGCAACUGUCAUGUCUGUUUUCCAAGAACAAAUAGUAAACUCUGUCAAAUCUUUAUCAUUUGUAUUGACUACAGAUCAACGCACAUUACUUGGUGGUAUUCUUGUCAAUUGGACAUUAGAACAACAACUAGAAAGAGCUUUGCAUUUUGCCAUUCAUGAUAAAUGGGAAGAUUUUAAAAAAGAAAUAUCACAUAGACCGCAUUCGAAUUGGAUACCAUCCGAACAUGUUCCUUGGCUAAUCUUAGAAUUAGAAAUGAAUAUAACUAUUAGAGAAAUUCAAAUCAAAGUAGCAAAUCAUAUGAUGAAACCAAAUAUGACAACAGAUAAUUCAACAGUAAAAAGCAUAGUAAUGCAAAUGAAUAUGGGUGAAGGAAAAACAUCAGUCAUUUUGCCAAUGUUAGCUCUUAGUCUAUGUUCAUCUUCUUCAAGUUUGGUUCGUAUUGUAGUACUUAAAUCAUUAUUUCCAGUGAAUUAUCAAUCAUUACGAUAUAAAUUAGGUGGUUUACUUAAUCGACGAGUGUUACCAUUUGCAUGUCGUCGGGAUAUGAAUUUCACCAAUGAACAAAUAAAACAAAUUUUCAACCGUCUCCAACAAGGAUUACACAGUUGUGAUGUGAUAUUAACUUCCCCAGAAGAUAUUCUUUCUUUUGAUUUAUUGACCAUAGAUAAAUGCCGACGAAAUGAAUUUGAUACUAGUCGUUCGAUGUUAACGAUUCAACGAUGGUUAAAAACGUAUGCUCGUGAUGUGUUGGAUGAAUCUGAUGAAAUAUUACAUGUUAAAUAUCAAUUGAUUUAUACAGUUGGUGGUCAACAACAAGUUGAUGGUGGUGCAGAACGUUGGAAAACCAUUCAAUCAAUACUUGAAUUAGUCAAAAAACAUGCUGCCGGUAUCUCAAAAUGUUUCAGUAAGGAAGUUUGUUAUAAAUCAGCUGAACGAAAAAGUGCUUUUCCACAAUUUCGUUUGCAAUCACAUCAACCAUUUCCACAAUUAUGUCAAAAUAUCGCUAAUGAUUGGAUCAAUAAUAGAAAUUAUCGACAUGCGGAUAAACAAAUCAUCUUAUCAUUUAUUUUAAAAACAAAUUCAUCAGUUGAGAAUUUGAAUAAUAAAUUUUCAGAUAAUGAUAUUCAAUUAUUUCUCAUUAUUCGUGGUUUAUUAUCAUCAGAAGUUUUAUUAAUUGCUUUUAAGAAACGAUAUCGAGUUAAUUAUGGUGUUAAUCCAAAUAUUUAUUUUAAUCGUUUAAUGGCUGUACCAUUUCGUGCAAAAGAUAUUGUAGCUGAUAGAACUGAAUUUGGCCAUCCUGAUGUUGCUUUAGUAUUAACACAUCUUUCCUAUUAUUAUUCUGGUUUAAAUGAUGAACAAUUAACUCAAUGUUUCAAUCGUUUAAUUGCAGAAGAAACUGAUCCUGCAUCGAUUUAUGAUCAAUGGAUUUUAUAUGAAAAAGACGAUGAUAUACCGACUAAUAUCAAACAAUGGAAAGGAGUUAAUUUAAUAGAUUAUCAACAAAGAACUCAGUAUAUUUUCACAACUUUUCGAUAUAAUAUUUUAGUUAUUAAUUAUUUUCUAAAUUAUUUUGUAUUUCCUCGAGAAGCAAAACAAUUUCCACAUAAAUUAAUUUCAUCUGCCUGGGAUUUAUCUUCAUCUGUACGAUCGAAAAUAAUAACUGGAUUUAGUGGAACUAAUGAUACACAAUUAUUACUUCCUAUUCAUAUUCUUCAAUAUGAUUUGUCUGAACUUCAGAAAACUGAUGCAAUCGUUGUAAAUAAUUUAUUACAAGCUGAAAAUGAAAAUUAUCAAUUUUUACCAAUCAAUGCGACUUCGAAUGAAAUUUUAAAUCAAAUUGUUAAGCAUAAAGAAAGGAUCAAUGUCAUUUUAGAUGUUGGAGCAUUGUUCAUUGAUGGAAAUAAUCAGGAUAUUGCUAUUAAAUGGUUGCAUUUAUCCGAUAAAAAUAAAAUUGAUUAUGCAGUUUAUUUUGAUUCAGACUCAAUUAUUGUUUGUGAUCGUCAAUUUCAUCAUCAUCGAUUUGAAAUAUCUCCUGCGAGUGAACGAUUAGAUCGUUGUGUUUUUUAUUUAGAUGAGAUUCAUACAAGAGGGACUGAUUUUAAAUUUCCGAAGGGAUUUCGAGCUGCAUUAACAUUGGGAAAUGGUUUAACAAAAGAUCGUUUUGUUCAAGCAGCAAUGAGAAUGAGAAAAUUAGGAAAUGGUCAUUCAUUAACAUUUUGGAGUUCAUAUGAAGUUCAUCAACAAAUUACACAAUUGAAAAAAAAUUCAUCUCAAGAAAAUAUCAAUAAUUUCAUUACCUUAAUCGAUAUUCUUCGUUGGGUAUAUGAGAAUACAGUACAUUCGACUUGGAAUGGAUUACAUCAUUGGGCUGCACAAAGUUUAAGUUUCCAACGAAAAGUUGCAGCAUUUCGAAACAUUCUAUGGACUGAUCACCAUCAAUUGUUUACUGAUACAAUGAUGGAAGAAUUAGCUAGAGAAUGUUUAGAACCUGAAAUAAUUGGAUUAAUACGCAUGUAUGGUGCACCUAAAGUACUACAAACACUUUUCGAGAUUCAUUCUGCUCGAUAUGAACUGAACAAUGAUUAUCUAUCAAGAGAAAUUCAAGAGAACGUAUUAAAACGAUUGAAAGAUUAUGGAGGAACAAAACAACGUCUGUCACAAUUGUUAGAUGAAGAACAACAACGAGAAUUAGAACAAGAAUUAGAAGAAGAAAGACAAUUGGCACGUCCUCCACCUGUCAAACCAUGUCAACCAAUUUUACACGAACGAAUUAAAAGAUUGUGUGAUACACAUUCUAAUAUGAUGAACUUACUUCAAUUUCCUUUAGUAUUUCAUCCUUUAGUAUAUGCUUUCAAUGAUACUACAUUUUACAGUGAAUGUCAACCAAACAGUUGGCAUCACAAUUUUUGGGUUUCGACUGAAUUUCAACGUGUCAUUGCGACCAAAGGUGAAUCACGAAAUCCAUUUCUACGACCUCCACGAUGGAUUGUCGUGUACCGAAAUCAACAUAUUAUAUUUAUUAGCGCUUUUGAGGCUAAUUGGUUGAUUGGUCGCUUGCGUUCCAACAGUUCACCAAUCACCACAUUACGCCUACUGCUACCUCGAGUGAAGAGAGUUCAAUCAAUUUUUGCCAAUACUCCAACUCUGACGAUUCCUCCAUCAAUUAGACUUUCAAAUAAUGUUGCUCCUUUCAUUAUAUCAUUCGAAUGGUUAGCUCAAUUAUUUAUAUUUAAUGGCACUCUUUAUUUUGAAACUGUUGAUGAGCAAACAGCUUAUUGUCAAUGUUUAGGCUUAUGUCCUAAACCUCGAACAACUGUGAAAAAAGAAGCCUUUGAAAAAGGUUGGAUUGGUGUCGAUGGAUUUGUGAGCAACCCAGUUCAUCGUCACCAUUUGCAAAUUAAUCAAGCUCGAUUUGCUUUCAAUCCAUUAACAUUUGUCAAACAAAUUAUUGAAAAUCGAACUAAUUCGCAUGCACCGAUAUCAUCACAUGUUGGAAGUAUUAUUUUUAAUUCAUUCAAGCUUAUUUAA
Molecule: messenger RNA, 8859 nt
Organism: Rotaria sordida
Lineage: Eukaryota; Metazoa; Rotifera; Eurotatoria; Philodinida; Philodinidae
Source: the annotation of a GenBank genome assembly